AUGUCCCUGCCUCGAGCUACUCGAUCCAUCAUGUCUGCAAUUGAAUGUCUGCAUCUUCGUCCGCGCAAGUUUGCGCCUCUGGAUCCAGCCCGGACAUCAAAUGCUCCGCUCUUGAAGGGCAUUGUGUUUGAUGUGGAUGGAACACUGUGUCUUCCACAGCACCACAUGUUCAAUGAGAUGAGAGAAGCCCUAGGAAUUGACCGCUCAGUCGAUAUCCUCCACCACAUCCGAGAACUCCCCACACCAGAAGACCGCGCAGCAGCAGUAUCAAAAGUGCAAGCCGUAGAGCGGCGAGCAAUGGUAGACCAACAACCGCAGCCCGGUCUCCUCCGACUAAUGGACUAUCUCAAAUCACGCGGAUUACGGCGAGCACUUUGCACGCGGAAUUUCGAAGCACCUGUCAAGAACCUGGUAGACAAUCAUCUCCCAACACACGUCUUCUUACCAAUCAUCACGCGCGACACGCCCAAUCUCCUGCCGAAACCUGAUCCCGCUGGCAUUUUGCAUAUUGCAAGUGAAUGGGGAUUGGGGAACCGGGCUGAGAGUAUGAUUAUGGUUGGUGAUAGCAUUGAUGAUAUGACAUCUGGGCAUAUGGCCGGCGCCGCAACGGUAUUGCUUGUCAAUGAGCGUAAUAUGCAUUUGAAGGAGCAUGCCCAUACUGAUCUUUGUAUUUCGCGGCUGGAUGAGCUGGUGGAUAUUCUUGAGCAGGGGUUUUUGGGAACUAGGGAGAAUGAAGAAUGUCGCCAGUAG
This is a messenger RNA of Penicillium antarcticum, 750 nucleotides long. Its product is annotated as putative haloacid dehalogenase-like hydrolase. The coding region runs from base 1 to 750 and encodes 249 amino acids. The record is from RefSeq and is a predicted model, not a curated record. NCBI's taxonomy places the organism in Eukaryota, Fungi, Ascomycota, Eurotiomycetes, Eurotiales, Aspergillaceae. The transcript has 5 exons.